This is a messenger RNA of Anisakis simplex (herring worm), 1458 nucleotides long. Lineage: Eukaryota; Metazoa; Nematoda; Chromadorea; Rhabditida; Anisakidae. The record is from the annotation of a GenBank genome assembly.
AUAACUCAGCAAGCAAUUGCAUUCAUUGGCAAUGAACUGUAUUCGAUAAGACGUGACAGCGAUUCACCACAACCUUAUCUUCUACACUUGGACAUGAUUAAUAUUGAGAAUGUCUUACACAAGGUUCCAAUCGGUGGUGAGGUAAACAGUGUUGAUGCGGUCAUUUCUGACUGGGUAGCAAAUCGUUUGCUCUUUGUCUCGUUUGGUCAUUUGAUGCAAAUUGGUCUCGAUGGUAUUCAGGGUGUUUCGUCUGUGACGCCAAAGCGAAUAAUGGAUCUGUCACCAGGAGCUGGUGAUGCAAAACAACUUCUGUAUGAUCCGUUUACAAACACGGCGUAUCUUCUCACAAAAAAUGGCUCGUUAUUUUCACUUGAUAUGACGAAAAGAACUGAGCAGAAUUUAGCACUCCGUUUGGAGUGUCUCAAAUCCGAAACCGUUUCGUCAAUGAUGAGUGAAUUUGCGUGGAAUCGUGCUGCCUCGCCAGCAAUAUACGUGCUUACAUGGAAUGGCAUGCUUCGUGUUGACGUUACUACCAUGAAAUGCGCAGAGAUCGCUUUCGAUUGGACUAAAUUUGGAGAAAAUGGACUGAAGUCGGUAUCUUCAUUUGCGAUCGCAGAUAAGCUGUUCGUUUUUGUAACCUCAGCGGAACUCAUCGUUUAUGAAUUGAGCACGUCAACUGCGACACCAAUUCCCGUUCCUGGAUCACCGUUCAAGCAAGUACUUGCUGUUAGCCAAUCAUCACAGCCAUAUCCAGAUCGGUCAUGCUUCGCACUUUCCGAACCACCUGAUGUCAAGUUUACGGUUCAGAACGAAGGCAAGAGUGGAGCUGUCGUAAUGAUCAAUGAACCACCUUUACCGAAUUCAUGUCCGGGCGUUUCUGUACCUGCGACGCAAUAUGAGCUACACUUCAAAAGGAAGGAUUCCGAUAAAGUUAAGAAUGUGCACAGCAUCAAUCAUAUCGUUCAUGUGGAGAACGGUAUUCUCGAUAAGGAGACCGAGAACAAUUUUCCUCCAGCUAGGAUAGUGAAGGUGAGUCAAUUGAGUGGCUCAUUGAUAGCACCUGCAACGAUUGGGGCACAACAGUUCGAGGGUGCUCACUAUUCAGCACAGUCAACAGAUGCUGUCACUUGCCUGAAUGAUCCAUGUUCGGCGAAAAUCUCUAACUUACGACCAUCAACAGACUAUAAAUUUUGGGUACGAGCGAUUCACGAAAGCCAUUUGAAUAGUCAAUUUUCGGACGAUUCUGAGGGCUUAUCGACGGAAACGACUGUUCGGACAAAAGAUGUCUGCGGGACGUUAAGGCCAGACAAUGUCACUGGGACUUCUGUUGUGCUCAGAUGGAAUUCACUCGAACCCGGAACUCCACCGACAAAGAUCUCAAUUCAAUACCGAAUAGUAAUGUUUCUGCUACAUUCAUUUGAUCUUGUUGGAAGCUGUGAAUUUACAAGCGAUAACUAG